Molecule: messenger RNA, 2405 nt
Organism: Mangifera indica (mango)
Lineage: Eukaryota; Viridiplantae; Streptophyta; Magnoliopsida; Sapindales; Anacardiaceae
Product: two-component response regulator-like APRR5
Exons: 8
Coding region: 203-2188 (661 amino acids)
Biological process (GO): cytokinin-activated signaling pathway; phosphorelay signal transduction system
Molecular function (GO): protein binding
Source: RefSeq, a predicted model, not a curated record
UGAGGUUGAGCCUCAGCCUCCCAAUGAGCCAAUGCCUUUUGAUCGUGCUGACUUGGCAAGUGCAGGCCUCACAAAAUAUUGAGCAUCAGAUAUUUUUUAUGUUAAGAUAUUUUAAUAGCCGUAAGAUGCUAGAUUUCAGAUAUUUUUAUUUUAAAAAAGUCUGUCCUUAAGAUAGCAUUGAAGAGAGGUGUUGCAGAGAGAGAUGGGAGAGGUGGUGUUGAGUAGUGAAGAGUUAAUGGAGAAGAAGAGUGAAGGAAUGGUGAAGUGGGAAGGGUUUUUACAAAGGAUGGCUUUGAGGGUUUUGCUGGUUGAGGCUGAUGAUUCUACCAGGCAAAUUAUAGCUGCCCUUCUCAGGAAAUCUACUUUCAGAGUGACUGCUGUUCCUGAUGGUUUGAAGGCAUGGGAAAUACUGAGAGGAAGACCACAUAACAUAGACCUCAUAUUGACUGAGGUUGAUUUGCCGUCAAUAUCUGGAUUUGCUCUUCUUACGCUAAUCAUGGAGCAUGAGAUUUGCAAAAACAUCCCUGUUAUAAUGAUGUCUUCACAAGACUCAGUUAGUACUGUAUAUAAAUGCAUGUUGAGAGGUGCUGCUGAUUAUCUUGUUAAGCCUCUGAGGAGAAAUGAGCUCAGAAAUCUGUGGCAGCAUGUAUGGAGAAGGCAAUCUUCAACCACUGGCGGAAAUGUUGAUCAAGAUGAGAGUGUCGGACAGCAAAAGAUUGAAGGCACUUCUGAAAAUGAUGCUGUCAGUAAUCAUUCCAGUGGUCAUGUGGCUUGUAUCCAGAGGAAUGAUGAAUGUGUUGAGAAAGGGAGUGAUGCUCAGAGCUCUUGUACAAAGCCGGACUUUGAAGCUGAGAGUGCACAGAUGGAAGAGAUGCAGGAUUUCUCAAGACCGUUCUGGGGAAAAUCCUUACAAAAUGAUGUAGAGAUGCUGACGCAUGAAACAAGCAUCAAUUAUGGCCAGCAAAUGCUUAUUCAUGAGAGUGAAGUUGGGGGAUCAGAAGUAGCUGCCAGCAAGGAUGCUAACAUUAGAAAUUUGGGCAAGGAUGUAGAACCAGAAAGUCAAAGGAAGGAUGUGACCUUCACCAGAGAGCCCUGUAAUGAGCUUGUCAAUUCUUCUAGAGAAGCGAUUGAUUUCAUGGGAGCAUGCAAAAAUCAGAAUUCCUGCUCAAACAAUGGAGCAAGCAGGGUUGAUUCUACUCCAGAUUUGGAUCUUUCCUUGAGAAGAUCUCAUCCUGGUGGUUUUGAGAAUCAAGUUGCAGACCAAAGGUUUACCAUCAGGCAUUCUAAUGCCUCUGCCUUUACACGGUACACUAACAGAUCUUUGCAGCCAGUACAUUCAACACUGCAUGGUGCUUGCAAUCAGCAGAAAGAAUUUGCAGCUGGCUCAGAGAAGACUCUAUCUGAUAUUGUUACUAUAAGUAACUCUGAUACUCCACUUGUGCUAAGUACUCAAAGAAGUAUCAGUUCUCUGGCUACUAGUCAAUCUAAUAAAUCUGAACGAGAAACUUUGUGCCGUCAACAGAAACCAUCUCCUGUCCCAAUUCCAGUAAAAGGUAUGAGGCUUAAUAGUCUAUGCACUGGCUAUGGCUCAGCAAUACCUCAUAUUUUUUGUGCAAAAUUGGGUCUAUCAUCCAUGCCAAGUCCUAGUUCAGCCAAUCAGCGAGAACUGACCUUUCAAGUGAACCCAGUCCAUUGCGGCAAUGUUGAAAGCAGUAAUUGCUCACAACUUUAUGAUAGACUUGGAGAAAAUGCAAUUAAUUCCAUUUCCAUCAACCAGACCAUGCAAAUGUUGAGUCACAGGUUGGAGACUCUGGAGGAUCGAGGACAUAUAUCUCCAGCCACGGAUCAGAGUGCAAGUAGCAGUUUCUGUAAUGGUGCUAUAAGUCAUCUGAACAGCAUAGGAUAUGGAAGCACUUGUGGAAGUAACAGCAAUGUUGAUCAGGUUGCUGCUGGCAGAGCUGCUGCAGAGAGCAAGAAUGAAGAAGGAUUUUGCCCCACCAAUGGAAACUCACAUCGAUCAAUCGAAAGAGAAGCAGCACUAAGUAAGUUUCGCUUGAAGCGAAAGGACAGAUGCUAUGAUAAGAAGGUUCGGUAUGAAAGUCGAAAGAAACUUGCAGAACAACGACCGAGAGUGAAAGGACAAUUUGUUCGGCAAGCACAGCCUGAUUCGACGAUGGCAGAAUCUUAGAAUCAGUGUGGUAAUUCACUUGAGGGGUGGCUUAUAAACUUAAUAGGAUAGAACUUUAGAUUAGAUCUUACAAAUCUUUUCAGUGGCUUGAUGUAACAUGUUUUUGCAGUCUAUUUUCCUCAUGUUUGUGUAUAUGGAGAUUACCAUGUAUCCAUGGUAAAAGUAGAGCUGUAAUAUAUAUAUAUAUAUAUAUAUAUGUUUCAAUUCAUUUGCUUUA